Messenger RNA from Anguilla rostrata (American eel), 3512 nucleotides. RefSeq names its product SH2B adaptor protein 1 (gene sh2b1). The transcript has 11 exons. Gene Ontology annotation, molecular function: transmembrane receptor protein tyrosine kinase adaptor activity. Gene Ontology annotation, biological process: intracellular signal transduction. The record is from RefSeq and is a predicted model, not a curated record. Gene Ontology annotation, cellular component: plasma membrane. NCBI's taxonomy places the organism in Eukaryota, Metazoa, Chordata, Actinopteri, Anguilliformes, Anguillidae. Bases 867 to 3494 code for a protein of 875 amino acids.
CUCUGCCUGUCUUCUCUCCCACUAUAUCGCGAGAGACGUAGACUGGAACAGGAGGCAGAGAAAUAUACAUAUUUUUUCACAGCAACAACAAUAAUAAAAUAAUAAUAAUAAAACGGUUAAAUAAACGGUUGAAACCUAAAUUGGAAGGAGGAAAUAGAGAAGGCGGGGACAAACACGAAAUGAGAGAAAUAAAAAAUAUGAAUCCUAAAGCAAAAUUAUAAUAGCUGGCUAGCAAGCUAAUAGCAAGGUAGCUAUCCAGCUGCUAAUAGCUAGCUACUAAUAGCCAGCUAAUAAUAUUAAUGGAUAGCAAGCUAGCCAGUGACAACAUCAGUUGAAUUUUAGCCAGCUAGGUACGCCGCAAAAGGAAUAACUACCUUCUUGCUUGAGGCGUUCAGAAAAGGAGGUCGCUUUCCCCCUGAAGCAGCGGCCUCGAGUUGUCAACGGAGCCGACAAUGAUUUUAUAUUUGUUGUCUUCCUGGAAGCCUCGCUCGCCCUAAAGAAAGAUAAGGAUCCCAGCGAACGACUGUCAGCCAGUCCAGACACCUCUUCCCUGUCCCUGCACCCCUGCCUGUCCCUCUCUCCUUUCCUCCCCUCCCUUGUUUAGUCCCUCUUGCUGGUUUGCACAUUUUCGUCGGUGGAAAUACGUAGUAGUACUUUUUGCCUUGCAUGCGGCAGUGGCAGGAGUGUGAUAGUGGGAGUCGCUAAGUUAAAUGUGUAGACUGGCCGAAGCUGAUUGAUCUUUUAUCCUGGGUAAAUUCCUCCAAUGAAUGGAGCUGGUGCCCCCCCGACCGCCUCCCACUCUGCCGUAACCACUUGAGGCUUGAUCGAAAUUUCAGCGAUCCGUCGUCGUUCAGUUUGAAGGAACCAUGAACGGCUCUCUCCUGACCCCUCCCAGCCCGCGCGCGUCCAACGCCACCCCCCUGCCUCCCUCCCCGUCUCCCUCCCCCUCGCCCCCUUCCCCCUCCCUCCUGCCCCCGCCGCCCCCGCCUCCCCCGGCCCACACCUCCUCCCUGUCCGACACGCCGACCCCCUCCCCCUCCCCCUCGCUCAGCUGGACGGAUUUCUGCGAGCUGCACGCGCGGGUCGCCGCCGGCGACUUCGCCCGCCACUUCCGCGCCUUCCUGCUGGAGAACCCGCACUACUCGCCCGACUCGGCCGCCGCCUUCUGCCGCCGCUUCACCGACCGCUUCGUCCGCCACUUCGAGAGCGAGCUGGAGGCCGGCGCCCUGGGGAAGGAGGCGGGGGGCUGGGUCCCCAACUCGGACGCCACCUCCCUGGAAGAGGAGCCCUCGCCGCCCCUGGCCCCGGACGCCGCCCCAUCCGCCCCGUGCCCGGCGGCGCUGCCGCGCGCGGCGCCCAAGCCCGCGUCGGGCCGGGGGCCGGCAGAGGGGCGCGGCGGGCCGCGGGUCCCGCCAUCCUCCUCCUCCUUCCAGGACCCCUACGCCCAGGCCCAGGCCCUCCCCCCGUCCUCGUCCUCCUCCUGCUCCUCCUCCAUGGGCGGGAACAACGGGAAGCGGGAGGAGCCCGGCACGACGGUCAGGCGCUGCCCCGGCAACGCCCCCGCCGGAGGCGGGGACAGGGAAGAGGAGGAGGAGGGCUGGGCGGGGCCGACGCUGGAGGAAGGCGGAGAGGGGGAGGAGGGAGAGGGGGGCGAGAUGGAGGCCUUCCCGGAGAACGCGGACGGGUGCCCUGCGCCGAAAAGCUUCCCCUCCGCGACGCCCUCGGCGGUCAAGGGCAACGGUACGGCCGCGGGGGGCAACCCCAAAAACAAACUGAAGAAGCGGUUCUCCCUGCGGAACGUGGGGCGGAGCGUGCGGGGCAGCGUCCGCGGGAUCCUGCACUGGCGCAGCUCCUCCAGCGAGUCGCCGCAGAACUGCAGCCCCGCCAGCUCGCUGACCUCCAGCUACAGCUACACCAUGGGCGUGCAGGACGGCAAGAGGGGCGCCGGCCCGCCGCCCCAGGCCCCCUCCUCCCUGCCCGUCUCCCUCUCCCUCCCCCUCUCCCUCCCCCACUCCUCCUCCUCCUCCCUGCCCCCGUCCUCCUCCAGCAGCGCCACCUCCCUCUCCCUCUCGGAGGCGAGGGACCGGCGGAGGAGCAACGGGGAGGGAGGAGGGGGGGCGGAGAAGGAGAAGUGGAGCCACCGGCUGGACAAGCUGCGCCUUUCCCGCUCGCCUCCCCCGCUCCUGCCUCCCCCCUCCUCCCUCUCCCCGUCCGCCUCGCUCCCCCCGAGCAGCGCCGCCGGCUCCAGGAAGCCCGGGAGGCUGGUGCGGGAGGGGGGCGUGACGGUCAGCUCCUCCUCGGACGAGUUCUCGGGGACCCACAGCUUCUCGGGGUUCUCCUUCGGACUUUACCACCUGCAUCACAGCGCCGACGAGGGCGGCCCCGCUCCCAGCGCCGCGCCGACGGGCGCCGCUCCCCCUCCCGCCACAGGGGGCGCUGUGGGCUGGCGGGGCGGCCGCUGGCAGAAGUGCCGCCUGGUCCUGCGGGCCAGAGAGAGAGAGGGAGGGGAAAGAGGGGAGGACUACUUCCUGGAGUUUUUCAUCCCGCCCAAGUCCUCCAAGCCCCGGCUAGCUAUCCCAUGUAGCUCCAUUCUGGAUGUGAGAAGCACUACAGCCCUGGAAGUGCCGGACAAAGAGAACACUUUUUUCCUGCAGAUUGAGGGGCCGGUGCAGUAUGUGAUCGAGACCAGAGAUGCGGUACAGAUGAGGGCCUGGCUGAGCGACAUCAGGAAUGCCAUAUGCCUGAGUGAGCAGGAGGACAUCGAGGGGGUGUGCGGCGGGGGCCAGACGGACAUCAGCGGGACCCCGGAGUUCGGCGACCGCCUCUCUCAAGUGUGUUACGGGGGUGUCGGUGGCUCCUCCCCGCUGCUGGAACCCCUCCCCCCGGAGCUGCCGCCCCGCGCCCCCCUGGACGAAUCGGACAGCCGGCUUUUAGGCGGAGGCGGGGCCAGCCUGGGCACGCCCUUUGCGGAGACCCCUGAUGCCACAGGGUCGUUCCUGUUUUCGGACGUGGCCACGCCCCUGACGGAGACGGUGGAGCACCCCCUGAGCGAGUGCCAGUGGUUCCACGGCACCCUGUCCCGGCUGAAGGCGGCCCAGCUGGUGCUGGCGGGCGGGACGGCCAGCCACGGCGUGUUCCUGGUGCGCCAGAGCGAGACGCGCCGCGGCGAGUACGUCCUCACCUUCAACUUCCAGGGCAAGGCCAAGCACCUGCGGCUGUCCCUGAAUGAGGACGGUCAGUGCCGGGUCCAGCACCUCUGGUUCCAGUCCAUCUUCGACAUGCUGGAGCACUUCCGGGUCCACCCCAUUCCCCUGGAGUCCGGAGGGGCCUCGGACGUCACCCUCAUCAGCUUCGUGGGGGCCACCGCCGUGCGCCAGCCAGGCCGGGACAGGGCAGGCAGCCGGCCCACAGUCUGUGAUGUCAUCACCCCGCGCCACCCCGACUCUCCAUCAACACCCAUCUCUGACUGUGUACUUGACCAGCAGACCCCGUAGCCCCCCCCAGCCUCCCCC